GCGCACGCGCAAGUAACGUUCGCUGUAUAGCGCCUGCCACCGUACCAUUGUACCUGUGGAACGGAUCAAGCGUAAAUCCGCGAAGUUUGAAAAUCGAAAAAGUGUGUUCCAUUUUUGUUUUGUUUGUGAAUUUUUGUGCUACGUGCAAAAAAGGUGAGCUACGAUCCUAAGUCCGGCUGCAUUAAUUGUGGCAAUGAACAGGUGACAAACAAAGAAAACAGAACAAAGGAGUUGAAAAAUUAAACCUUACGGCGACUAAAAUUCAAAGAUGGAGGAACAGAAACAGCCUGCCUCACCGAUACGUGAUGUCGCUGAUGCAUACAGCUCUAAGGUCGACUUGGCGUGUAAUGGCUCCCGAGAGGAUCUGGACCCCUACGUUCCAGCAGAACACAGGCCGAUCACUUCGAGCACAUCGAGUUUUGGGGCUCUAGCCCAUCUGCUGAAGGCGUCUUUAGGCUCAGGAGUAUUGGCCAUGCCUCUAGCUUUCAAGAAUGCUGGGCUGGUGGUUGGAUGCUUUGGAACAUUCAUUAUAGGAUUCAUAUGCGCACAUGUCGUACAUGUACUGGUUAAAACUUCGCAGCAGCUAUGUACCGAAAUGAAGAAACCAGCGUUGGGCUACGCAGAAACGUGUGAUCUCGUAUUCCAAAAUGGACCAAAACCAGUAAGAAAAUUUGCACCAUUUGCAAGGGAAUUGGCAGAUUGGGCUUUGGCAUUCACUCAUUUAGGUGCUUGUUGCGUUUACACUGUUGUUGUUGCGGAGUCCUUUAAACAGAUAUCGGAUGUAUACGGUGGUCCUGUAUGGUCAGUGAAAAUAUACUGCGCUCUGACACUAGUCAUCCUAAUCCCCUUGUGUCAGAUCACCAAGCUCAAAUACCUGGUGCCGUUUUCCGCAAUAGCCAACGUUGUCUGGCUGGUUUCCAUCUGCAUCAGCAUAUAUUAUUGCUUGAGAGACCCGCCGAAUGUCUCUGAGAGGAACCUGGCUACGUCUAUAUCGGGAAUACCUACUUUCAUAAGCACUUGUCUGUUCGCAAUGGAAGGCAUCGGUGUGGUGAUGCCCAUCGAGAACGAGAUGAGCAAGCCGCACCAGUUCCUGGGCUGCCCCGGGGUGCUGAACAUCGCCAUGUCGGCUGUGGCGGUGUUGUACGCGUUCGUCGGCUUCACCGGCUACCUCAGCUUCGGUGAAGGCGUUAGAGGCAGUUUGACACUGAAUCUACCGCAAGAAGAAAUCUUAGCUCAAACGGCCAAAGUCCUGGUGGCGAGUGUGAUGAUCCUGUCUUAUGCUCUGGUGUAUUACGUGCCAGUGGAUGUAGUAUGGAGACGAGUCCAAGACAAGAUUCCCGCCAGACACCAUCGAUGGAGCAUGGGACUAAUACGACUCAGUGGCGUGCUUUUGACAGUCGGUAUAGCGACAGCAGUGCCACGCCUCGAGCUGUUCAUGGAAUUGGUCGGCGCUGUGUGCCUCUCGGUGAUGGGUCUCUUGCUGCCCGCGGUCACUGAAACUGUCUGGAGAUGGGGAAAGGACCUUGGACCUUAUCACUGGAUUCUAAUAAAGAACGUCCUCAUCUGUGUCUUCUCCAUAGUAGCGAUGGUAUCAGGCGUAGCGUAUGCCGUCAUGUCCAUGAUAAACAAACUGUGAUUAAAACUUUAAGUUAACCCGUUAGUCGUAAGUUUCAGUAUUAAGACAGGUCGACCAAUCAGCCAGUAUGCCAUUUACAC
Diatraea saccharalis (sugarcane borer) is the source of this 1716-nucleotide messenger RNA. Lineage: Eukaryota; Metazoa; Arthropoda; Insecta; Lepidoptera; Crambidae. The record is from the annotation of a GenBank genome assembly.